CAAACUUUCUCCCGGCAUUCAAGAAGAAAACGUUCAACUGAAUACUGAACAUGAGCGUCCAGGUGUUGACUGUUGUCUGUUGUCUAUUCGGUCAGUAUUUAUAUGGUUCAUUUAAUGAACUAAUAGGUGUUGACUGUUGUCUGCUGUCUAUUUGGUCAGUAUUUAUAUGGUUCAUUCAAUGAACGUCCAGGUGUUGACUGGUAAUUACUGUCUAUUUGGUCAGUAUUAAUAUGGUUUAUUCAAUGAACUACCAGGUGUCGACUGUUGUCUACUAUCUAUUUGGUCAGUAUUUAUAUGGUUUAUUCAAUGAACUACCAAGUGUUGGCAAUCGUCUGCUGUCUGUUUGGUAAGUAUAUAUUAUAUAUGAUUUAUUUAAUGAAAGAUGUUUGCCCUUACAUUAAAAACUGAACACUGAAGGCAAGUCAACUUCAAAUCAAACCAGUUAUCAAUUUGUGUACAAUUGCACAGCUGGAUGUCUGGCAAAUAAAGCAGGGACAUCAACUGCCAACGUGACAGGACAAACACCUCCACCAUACAGAAUUCUCGGUGGAACUAUGGUCACAGAAUUUAAAUACCCCUUCCAGGCGUCACUUCAGUACUACAUGAAGAGAGACUGGUACCAUUUCUGUGGUGCUGUGCUCAUUGCUUCUAAUAAGGUACUCUAUUUCAUUAGGUUAUACAUUCAAGUAAUUAACGCUAUAUUAUUCACAACAACAUACAUCAAUUUUGAUACAACAAUACACCAUCUAAGUUAUUUGGAUGCAACAAUACACCAUCUAAGCUAUCGGGUUACAACUGCAAACCAUUUAAUAGGAAACCAAACUGUUAGGGAUACAAUAGGAAACUAUGUUUUACGGUUACAACAAUAGGAACCCAAGCUGUUAGGGAUACAACAAUAGGAACCCAAGCUGUUAGGGAUACAACAAUAGGAACCCAAGCUGUUAGGGAUACAACUAUAGGACACAUAAGCUGGAAAGUGUUAUAUUUUCAAAAUAACACUAUUUUUACAAAAUUGCGCAUAAAGUGGGCAAAAAACCAGCUUGAACUAACAUACCGCAUAAUUUAUUGGGAGUUUAUUACUUUGCUGUUCAAUUAAUAGCUUCAUCAUGGAAUACAUAUACGUUUUAUUACAUGUUAGAAAUACAUAAACUUUUUAUCACAUGUAAGAAAUACAAUAUAAAUUGUAUCACAUGCCAGCAAUGCGCAUCCAUUAUAUCACAUAUUAGAUAUACAUAUACAUUGUAUCACGUUACAAAUUUUUAAUACAUGUAUUAUUUUAUUAAUUUAUACUUAUUUAAUUGUUUUACUGAUGAAGGCAUGUGUGGAAAUGUUUACUUGUGUACUAUGUAAAAUUAUUUUUUAAAGCGAAACAUAUUUGAUAUAUUGACACAAAUUGUUCCGGUCUAUUUUAAAGCUUCUUCUUCUAUAUAUUAAGGGCCCACGAUCAAUUUAUUGAUCAUUUUGGCUACUAUCCAUAUAGAUGGGAUUUGCAAUGUUUCUGUGCCUGGUGUUGAUGAGGACAUUUCACUGAUUGAAAGGGCCACUUUGUGAGGGAAUCAUGCACUGGAGGGGGGGGGUGUUGAAAGACUUGAGGCAAUAGACGCAAAUGUGUCUAGUGUUGUCACCUCAACUGUUUCUAUGAAAGCUUGUUCCAGUCCAUGAUUGUCUUGGGCAGGAGUGAGCAGUUCCUAUACUGGCUUCUUGCUGGUAUGAGCCUGAAUUGCCUGUCAUGGCCUCGUCGCUGUCUAUGGGGAGAGGGACGAGUUUCUGUUUAAUACUGGAACUGUGGACCAGCCGAUUAUUUGUCUUAUACAAUAAGGAGAGCUUGGAUAGUCGUCGUCGUUCCUCCAAUGGUGACCAGCCUAGUGUUUCCAGCAUGCUGCCAACACUAGAGGUAUUCCUGUAGCGGUUCAGGACAAGUCGAACUCUUACUGGUGCAUAUAUCUAAUCGAACUCUUACAGGUGUAUAUAUCUAAUCGAUCUCUUACAGGUGUGUAUAUCUAAUCGACCACUCCUAAUUAACACCUGAAUUAAUUAAUUUUUGAAAUAUUAAGUUUAUUUAUAACUUGUUACAUUGUUGGUUACUGAGUCUCAAUGUCUUUAUAUCUUGUUACAUUUCAUUAUUGUAGCUCACUGUCUUUAUAACGUGUUACAUUUGGUUACUGUGUCUCACUGUCUUUAUAACUUGUUACAUUUGGUCACUUUUUCUCACUGUCUUUAUAACGUGUUACAUUUGGUUACUGCUGCUCACUGUCUUUAUAACUUGUUACAUUUGGUUACUGUGUCUCACUGUCUUUAUAACGUGUUACAUUUGGUUACUGCUGCUCACUGUCUUUAUAACUUGCUACAUUUAGUGCCUUUUUCACACUGUCUUUAUAACUUGUUGCAGUUGGUUACUGUGUCUCACUGUCUUUAUAACUUGUUACAGUUGGUUACUGCUGCUCACUGUCUUUAUAACAUGUUACAGUUGGUUACUGCUGCUCACUGUCUUUAUAACUUGUUACAGUUGGUUACUGCUGCUCACUGUCUGUAUAAGAACUUUACCACCACACGAAUCAAGAUAGGAGCCCUGGAUCUACUGAUCGAUGGACCCAAAAACAAGUACAGCCAGGUUCGGACAGUAAAUAAGAGUAUCAUUCAUCCUAGAUACAAGCAACCUGGGGAAAGACAUGACAUUGGUGUGAUAUAUCUGCAGACACCUGUUGAAUCCAACGAAAAUGUUAAGGUAUGUUACUUUUAAUAUAUUGAUAUGUUCUAACUUACAACGUCAACUUCAAUGUAUUAUACGUUUAUAUGUGUUAGUUACAUACAAUACCUAUAUAAAGGUGUUUCAUUGCCCAAGAAUAUGAUCUUGAUUCUGAUAAAGUUGACUGUGGUGAUAUUUAUAAAUCAUUGUUAUACAAGGCAUUUAUAAUAAUUCUUUGUUUCUAUGUUAUUUUUUAAGAUUUUUCUUUCAAAAUUUUUUAAAAUCCAAUUUGAACAAUGAAAUGUGACGCUUUCUAGGUGUAUUAAAAUGGAAAUGUUUCACUUUCUAGUUGUAUUCAAAUGAAAAAUGUUUACUUUCUAUUUGUAUUAAAAUGGAAAUGUUUCACUUUCUAGUUGUAUUCAAAUGAAAAUUUUUCACUUUCUAUUUGUCUUAAAAUGAAAAUAUUUCACUUUCUAACUGUAUAAAAAUGGAAAUGUUUCACUUUCUAGUUGUAUUAAAAUGGAAAUUUUUCACUUUCUAGUUGUAUUCAAAUUGAAAUUUUUCACUUUUUAGUUGUAUUCAAAUGAAAAUAUUUCACUUUCUAGUUGUAUUAAAAUGGAAAUGUUUCACUUUCUAGUUGUAUUAAAAUGGAAAUGUUUCACUUUUCUAGUUGUAUUCAAAUGAAAAAUGUUCACUUUCUAUUUGUAUUAAAAUGAAAAUGUUUCACUUUCUAGUUGUAUUAAAAUGGAAAUGUUUCACUUUCUAGUUGUAUUAAAAUGGAAAUGUUUCACUUUCUAGUUGUAAAUUUUACCUUUACAAAGUGAAAGAUCAACAUAAUUUUACGAAAUGUUUCACUUUCUAGUUGUAUUAAAAUGGAAAUGUUUCACUUUCUAGUUGUAUUAAAAUGGAAAUGUUUCACUUUCUAGUUGUAUUAAAAUGGAAAUGUUUCACUUUCUAGUUGUAUUAAAAUGGAAAUGUUUCACUUUCUAGUUGUAUUAAAAUGGAAAUGUUUCACUUUCUAGUUGUGUUCAAAUGGAAAUGUUUCACUUUCUAAUUGUAUUCAAAUGAAAAUAUUUCACUUUCUAGUUGUAUUAAAAUGGAAAUGUUUCACUGUCUAGUUGUAUUAAAACCGAAAUGUUUCACAUUCUAAAUGUAUUAAAAUGGAAAUAUUUCACUUUCUAGUUGUAUUAAAAUGGAAAUGUUUCACUUUCUAGUUGUAUUAAAAUGGAAAUGUUUCGCAUUCUAGUUGUAUUAAAAUAGAAAUGUUUCACUUUCUAGUUGUAUUAAAAUGGAAAUGUUUCACUUUCUAGUUGUAUUAAAAUGGAAAUGUUUCACUUUCUAGUUGUAUUAAAAUGGAAAUGUUUCACUUUCUAGUUGUAUUAAAAUGGAAAUGUUUCACUUUCUAGUUGUAUUAAAAUGGAAAUGUUUCACUUUCUAGUUGUAUUAAAAUGGAAAUGUUUCACUUUCUAGUUGUAUUAAAAUGGAAAUGUUUCACUUUCUAGUUGUAUUAAAAUGGAAAUGUUUCACUUUCUAGUUGUAUUAAAAUGGAAAUGUUUCACUUUCUAGUUGUAUUAAAAUGGAAAUGUUUCACUUUCUAGUUGUAUUAAAAUGGAAAUGUUUCACUUUCUAGUUGUAUUAAAAUGGAAAUGUUUCACUUUCUAGUUGUAUUAAAAUGGAAAUGUUUCACUUUCUAGUUGUAUUAAAAUGGAAAUGUUUCACUUUCUAGUUGUAUUAAAAUGGAAAUGUUUCACUUUCUAGUUGUAUUAAAAUGGAAAUGUUUCACUUUCUAGUUGUAUUAAAAUGGAAAUGUUUCACUGUCUAGUUGUAUUAAAACCGAAAUGUUUCACAUUCUAAAUGUAUUAAAAUGGAAAUAUUUCACUUUCUAGUUGUAUUAAAAUGGAAAUGUUUCACUGUCUAGUUGUAUUAAAACCGAAAUGUUUCACAUUCUAGUUGUAUUAAAAUGGAAAUAUUUCACUUUCUAGUUGUAUUAAAAUGGAAAUGUUUCACUUUCUAGUUGUAUUGAAAUGGAAAUGUUUCGCAUUCUAGUUGUAUUAAAAUAGAAAUGUUUCACUUUCUAGUUGUAUUAAAAUGGAAAUGUUUCACUUUCUAGUUGUAUUAAAAUGGAAAUGUUUCACUUUCUAGUUGUAUUAAAAUGGAAAUUUUUCACUUUCUAGUUGUAUUCAAAUGAAAAUGUUUCACUUUCUAGUUGUAUUCAAAUGGAAAUGUUUCACUUUCUAGUUGUAUUAAAAUGGAAAUGUUUCACUUUCUAGUUGUAUUAAAAUGGAAAUGUUUCACUUUCUAGUUGUAUUCAAAUGAAAAUGUUUCACUUUCUAGUUGUAUUCAAAUGGAAAUGUUUCACUUUCUAGUUGUAUUCAAAUGAAAAUGUUUCACUUUCUAGUUGUAUUCAAAUGAAAAUGUUUCACUUUCUAGUUGUAUUCAAAUGGAAAUGUUUCACUUUCUAGUUGUAUUAAAAUGGAAAUGUUUCACUUUCUAGUUGUAUUAAAAUGGAAAUGUUUCACUUUCUAGUUGUAUUCAAAUGAAAAUGUUUCACUUUCUAGUUGUAUUCAAAUGGAAAUGUUUCACUUUCUAGUUGUAUUCAAAUGAAAAUGUUUCACUUUCUAGUUGUAUUCAAAUGAAAAUGUUUCACUUUCUAGUUGUAUUCAAAUGGAAAUGUUUCACUUUCUAGUUGUAUUAAAAUGGAAAUGUUUCACUUUCUAGUUGUAUUAAAAUGGAAAUGUUUCACUUUCUAGUUGUAUUAAAAUGGAAAUGUUUCACAUUCUAGUUGUAUUAAAAUGGAAAUGUUUCACAUUCUAGUUUUACUAAACAAAUGGAAAAGUAGGCUCUUCAUUUCUUAUGUAAAUAUCAGAAGAGAAAAUCUGCCAAAUUUGAACAGAAACUAUAUUUUACCUUCAUUUAUGGUAUGGGAAAAAAGCAUUCAUUGCAAAUAAUUUAAAGAAAAAAUAUAAUAAUUUGGUUCUCCCCCAAGGGAGGGGAGAGGGGACUCGCAAAUAUUUUUUUUUCGAGGGAGGAAGGGGGGCGGCUUUGCGAGUUGCCAAAAUGGCAGCUAAGGGGUAGUAGAUGGGACAUACUUCUCGGGGCGCCAGACUUUCAGCAGGCAAAAAAUGGGCUUUGGUGGAAUUAAUUAAUUGAAAAUAACUGGUUUAAGAGUUGGAGGGUGCGUUCAAAUGAAUCUUUUCUUCUGACGCCAAACACUGCAGAUACGCCCCUGCAGUGGCGUCGAAAUAGGGCGGGUGGAGUGGUCCGUCCAGGUGUCCCUGUUUCUCUAUAUGCUGGUGCGGCAUUUUAGGACAACUGCAGAGUUUUAAUUGUGAAAUGGAGGACGGCCAAAAUAUUUGGCAGCUCAUGGCAGCCUUAAUAGUAGCUACGCCACUAGGCAGUGUAUCUAGCAGCUCAUGGCAGCCAUAAUAGUAGCUACGCCACUAGGCAGUGUAUUUAUCAGUGUAUUUAUAUGAUAAUUUUCAUCGACACCUGGGGAGAAAUUGAUGGCGCCCAUGAUUCUUGAUCAUUGUAGGGGUUUUUGGGAGGUUGCUCCCCAGAUAAUUUUUGAUUAUUUGAAAUCAAGAGGUGUAUUUUUCAUUAUACUUGAAUUCGAUGUUUCUAUUACACCUUUCAAACACGGAAAAGCAUUUUAAAGAUGUUUGGGAGGCAUUAUUUAGCCCAGUGCCCUAUAUAAACUGAAUUCACUCCGUUUGUGGCAUGCCCCCGGGUAAUCAUUAGGGAUAGGCUUAUACUCAACCCCACAGUGCACAAAAUGCAGUGCACAAAAUGCAGUGCACAAAAUGCAAGGGUGCAUUCUUUUGGCACAUGCUUGAAUUCAUUGUUUCUUUCAGACAAUUUUGACGUGGAUUUCAAACGUUCCUUUGGGAAAUGGCAAAAUUAGCCAAAAUAAUGACCCAAAACAUCUUAAAUUUCGCAGUAGAGCGACGUAAACUAUAUUCAAUCUAGUUAUGUCACCCUUGAGGGUACAAUUUUGCUCUAGACUAUUCUCGCCCCUUAAAUCAUUAUAGUCCCCAGAAAAUGUUUGAUAAAUUCAAAAUACAUAAAUAUAUUUUUCACAUAUCUGAAUUUCGUUUUGCAACAUGCCACACUUAAUUGGAGAGCAACGAAAGAUAUCCUAGUUAAAAAUAUAUAGGUGCCGCUUAACCUUAGAACCAUCGUGUGCGCCCAGCAACACCUACGACUGAAGGGUGCCUCGGAUCAUUUAGGGGCUUAAAGAUGUGAUGAGGAUAUUUUCUUAAUUAUCAUCUUUCAAUGCAGGGUUGUCAAACGGAAAAAGCAUGACCUGCUUGUGUUAUGCAAAAACAAAAAAAAAAUUAAAUUAUUUAUUUAACUAAAAAUAAUAAUGUGGCUUUUAUUUUUGUAUUUACAUGAUUUUUAGGGAUAGCAACUUAUUUAUAAAAAAAAGAAUUUUCAAAAAACCAAACUUCAUUUAAAAAGAGUUCCAUCACUAAAAAGCACAGCAAACAUUAUUUGAUAUAAUGAAAGCAAAUGGGAAAAAACUUACUUACAAUUCUAAUGCUCAGACGAACUUUUCUAAAUGUGUCCUAAUUUUACGAGAAACAAAAAGAAAAAUAACAGGUUUAUUAGAAAGUUCUAUACAUUGUUAUGGCUUUUGAAAACUGGUCCAUGUUAUAAAUGUACAAGAGCGUCAUUACUAUUUUAAGAAGACAUGAGUUGUGUACAGAGGAUAUUAUAUUUUAUUAAUGUGUGAUUUUAACUAAGGGAAAUUCCUAUGCAACUAAAGUAUAAAUUUUACAAUAUUCGGUACAUUAAAAUUUGUAUUUAACAUUUCCAACUACUAUACCUUUCUUAAAUAGCCUUUGGCCAUACUUUGAAACAUUUUUAUCUAAAUCCACAGAAUCAAUUUUAAAUUGCCCAAUUAGGAAUAAGAAUUAUUUUUAAAAAAAAAAACACAUACCAAAAAAAUGGAAUUGGUCUGAUAAUCGAAUUGCUAGUUUACACAAAAAAAAAUGUUAGCUUUCUACUGAAUUGUCCUAUAAAUAAAAUUAAUGAUAUUAAAAAAUGAUAUCAGUGCCAAUGGAAGAGGGACUUUGUUUGUUAUUCUGACAUUAAAAAGAGAAAAGCUGUUGGAAAGUUAAUAAUGAUAAAUAUAGGCUAACGGCUAAGUAUUUUUUUUUAGUCUGUUAUUCAGGAAACUUUGAAACAAAGAUAGUACAUUUAAAUUUAUUAAAAAACACUUUUGAUUUAAUAGUGAUUUAUGAAACGUGAACUAUUUCUUUGGGCCAUUUAAAUUCUAAGUUAGCAACAAAAAGCAUGAUACCUAAUUGUUUAGUCAUGCUUUUACGAUGAACUAUCAUUUGAAAACAGAUUGCACAUUUUUAAAAUUUGACUAUCAUUAAAAUUGGAGACCUUAUAGGUAUGUAAAUAUAUUUUAAAAUAAUGUCAUUAAAUUGUUUAAACUUGUGGAGUUGCAAAAAAUAAAUAAAUAAAAAUAGCGAUACAUGCAAAGAACAGGAAGUAAGACUGGGGCGGUCAGUGUGAUUUUUAUAACCGAAUAUUCUCUCUUGAUUAGCCUUAAAAAUACGGAUAAUCAAAUAUAUCGAGCCUAGCCAUAUUUUAUAUAUUCCACUAAUUGUAAUCGGUUAAUGACACCAGCUAAUAUUCUUUUAAAGAUGACAAUUUAGUAAUUUGUAUAAAAUAAACUUUAUUUAAUUAUUUUAUUAUUGUACAUAUUUUUGCUUCGGGGGGGGGGGGACUUGUCUUUCCUCGGGGGGCUAAUGCCCCCCCUCCCCCCCCCCCUGUUUGUUACAUGUUGAGAUUGAAUGAAACUUGUCAAAAAUCUUGAAGUGUUUUUAGGUUUGAUUGAUUUAAAUCUAGAACUAAGUUUCUAAGCUAUUUAUUUGGUAAUAGCGUACUGUCAUUAUCCUUUAAACAUAUUCUGCAUUCAAGACUAAACUCAUAUUUGUAUUGGUAAGGAAGACAUGUGAUGACAAAAAUUUAAGAAAUGUGUAACAGAAAAAGUAACAGAAACAUUGCAAUGAAAUAUUUCACAGUAAUGUAUCAGAGAAAUCUAUCACAAUGUUCUAUAAUUCCGUUUUUAGUUACAGUUAUCAGAUAUGGCUAAAGGAAUAAUCUAUGCCCCACUGUCCUAUAAUUUAUAACUUGAUCUCUCCAGAUAGCCGAGAUAGCUCCCAAAGGAUUGAGCUUUGAAGGAGACACAUGCGCCAUCGCGGGCUGGGGAAUCAGUGAGGAAAGUCCACAAGGUUCUUCCUUUCUCCGAGAGGCUUUUCUCAAGGCAAUCAGCACACAAAGAUGUAGCACGUUCGAUUGGGAUAACCCUAUCACCAAUAAGGAGAUUUGUGUUUUCGAUGAGAGCAACGGUGAGAAAAAAUUAGGUUUCUUGUUGACAUUGGAAUGCUAAGAAUGUUAAGAACUAAUUUCUAAUCAUUUGAAAAUGUGUAAAUGAAGUGGCUUAGCUAUGGUUGUUGAAUGAAGUGGCUUAGCUAUGGUUGUUGUCCCCCGGUGAGGUAAACUCAUGGUAUCACCCCCCCCCCUUUUCUUUCUGAAUUUAACAAUUGAUCUAUUUAACUUUUUAUGUUUAAAAUAAGUCCACAGUUUAAAAAUGACAAGAAAAAAAAUAAUAGAAAAUGAGGAGGUAAAUGUAUUUAGGAUCUGUAAGAAUAUUUUCACAUUAAAUUUACUUUCUUAAAAAUGUCCAUUCUUGGUCAUCAAAUCUGAAAACCUGUCAAUCACAUUAUCAAAAUCAAUAUUCUUCACCGUAUCACUUUCAAUUGAUAGCAAGGCCAUAUCAGAAAGUCUUGACUGUUCCAAUGUUGAUUUUUAAUGGUUUUUUAUAAGUCUUAGUUUUGAAAAAGAUUCCCUCACAUGAAGCCACAGACACAACGAUCAUAAGAAAAAUUUGAAGGCUUAGCAAAAGUAUUUGAAGAUAUUCUAGGAAGUCCCAUCCAGCGAUGAAUUUCAAUAUAUUAAAUACUGAUCAGUCCAUGAAUUUGCGAAAUUUGGAUAUCAGCUGCCUUUGGGUGUCUUCUAAGCCUUGGUAUUUCUUUUAAAAGUUAAUCUUCAGAUAACUCAUUAUAGAAAAGGUGAUCUGAAGUUCAAAAUGAAAGCGACCAAUACACUCCAGCAUCUACCUAUUGUUUUUCUUAUCGCAGAGAGAGAGAGUCCAACAUCUAUUAAUUGUUCUCAUGUCAUCCUCUUGUUCAACCUGAAUCUUUUCUCUACCGAAAUGCCACAUUGGUCUGGUUUUAAGAGUGCCUUUUCAAUAGCACGUUCCACCAUGUGACAGUGCUUCUCUUACAGAAACAAUCUUAGGGGUUCUAGGCUGGUCAACACUUUGUCCAGAGUAAAGCCUUUAGUCUUCAGAGACUACCGUUUAAGAUUAACUUCCUCAAGUAGAUCAACCCAAAGGCAACGAUAGCAGAUAAACAUAAAAUCACAGCAGAAUGGAAAAGAUCUUGUGCUCAAGAAUCGUGCUAAAAUGUUAAGGGGCUGUGCUAGUGACGAAUCGGGGAAAUAUUAAUUUUUGAGUAUUUCUGUGUUUCGAUAUAUUUUGUUUCAAAAAAUCAUAUACUUGACAAAUUAAAUACAUUUCAAUUAAUCAUUAAAAGAUAUUAGAACUUUUACCGAUUCGAUUAAUAUAUUUAGUAUUUCCCGACCGCAUCUUAUUUGAUAUCAAUGGAGUGCCUUAUUUCUCAGAAUUUAGAUAAAUAUAGCUUCAUGUCACAAACGUUACCGAACACUUCAAUCGGCGUUGAAAAUUUGUCAAAUUUGUGUUUUUCUGACCUAAUUAUAAGGUCACCUUAUUUCUGACGCAUCAACCUUUGAACUAUUAAUAAAGUUCGCAUUUGGAUUGGUUACAUGUGUGAACUUUUAGCAUGCGAUUGGUCAUACUUUUAUGAAAUUCGGUUAGACCGACCUUCGUGUGCUCUGCAAAAAUGCAUUUCGUUCAAUUUGUUGUCACUUCUAAGAUGGUGCCUCCCGGUGCAGGCCACGACCCCGCGCCCCCUAGCUACGCCACUGUGUAGGUGUAUUUGACAUUCUCAUUAGCUACUAACAUUCUGUUUCACAUUCUCAUUAGCUACAAACAUUCUUCUUUCUUAUCAUUAGUUCCGCCCCUUUAUUUCAAAUUUUUUAUUAUUUUUAGCGGAUCCAGAUUACCGUGCGAGAUCCUGCCAAGGCGACAGUGGGGGAGCCUUAAUGUGUGGCGUGGGAUAUCGCUAUUUAACUGGUGUCACUUCAGCCGGUGGUAUCGGUUGUACAGGUAAGCGACUCAUUUUGUUGUACAGGUAAGCGACUCAUUUUGUUGUACAGGUAAGCGACUCAUUUUGUUGUACAGGUAAGCGACUCAUUUUGUUGUACAGGUAAGCGACUCAUUUUAUUGUACAGGUAAGCGACUCAUUUUGUUGUACAGGUAAGCGACUCAUUUUGUUGUUCAGGUAAGCGACUCAUUUUGUUGUACAGGUAAGCGAUUCAUUUUGUUGUAAGGGUAAGCGACUCAUUUUGCUGUACAGGUAAGCGACUCAUUUUGUUGUACAGGUAAGCUAUUCAUUUUGUUGUACGGGUAAGCGAUUCAUUUUGUUGUACGGGUAAGCGAUUCAUUUUGUUGUACAGGUAAGCAUCUCAAAUUUUUUACAUGUAAGCGACUUAAUGGCGAGUACGGGAAUGUGACUGAUUUUCUUGUACAUGUAAGUUAAAACAUUAGUUGCAUACAUCUGUCAUUGAUAUAUCAUUUUGUGUAUGCAUCUGUCAUUGAUAUAUCAUUACUUGUAUACAUCUGUCUUUUAUAAAACAUUAGUUGUAUACAUAUGUCACUGAUAUUUCAUUAGUUAUUUGGAACAUGAAGAUAUUGAUAUAUCAUUAGCAUAUUUCUUUUUUUUUAUUCCCCUUUAAUUUUUUAACUUUCAAUACACUCCCAGGGACCAAGCCAAGUAUCUACACGCGCGUGUCAGAAUACAGAGAGUGGAUUAAUUCCGUCUAACACUGAACAUUAACACUGUGACCUUGACUGGCGUCACAAGGCAGGCGUCACAUCAUCACUGUGAGCAUGACUGGUGUCACCAGACAGAUGGUCACAAAUGUCUUGUACUUGAGGUAUAGAUGUGAAUAAAAUUUUACUCUUGUU
Messenger RNA from Lymnaea stagnalis (great pond snail), 11810 nucleotides. The record is from the annotation of a GenBank genome assembly. Lineage: Eukaryota; Metazoa; Mollusca; Gastropoda; Lymnaeidae.